Messenger RNA from Dichomitus squalens LYAD-421 SS1, 990 nucleotides. RefSeq names its product chloroplast lipoate protein ligase. Gene Ontology annotation, molecular function: lipoyl(octanoyl) transferase activity. Gene Ontology annotation, cellular component: mitochondrion. NCBI's taxonomy places the organism in Eukaryota, Fungi, Basidiomycota, Agaricomycetes, Polyporales, Polyporaceae. Gene Ontology annotation, biological process: protein lipoylation. The record is from RefSeq and is a predicted model, not a curated record. The transcript is spliced from 2 exons. The coding region runs from base 1 to 801 and encodes 266 amino acids.
AUGAGUCUACCGCCAAUAUUCUACCACUGCUUCAAAACGCCUUUGCCCUAUACCAAAGCACUCGUGCUGCAAGAACACAUACAUGCGCACCAGCUACUCAGUCGGAAAACGUCACACCAUCACAGAGAUUACCUGCUCCUCCUUGAACACAGGCCCGUGUACACUUUCGGAAGGCGGCAACUCGAGUCUUCCGAAGAGAUCACGUUAGAAGCCUCCCGCUUGAAGGGUCUUGGGGCAGACUGCGUCUCAACCAAACGCGGUGGCGAGACGACCUACCAUGGACCCGGCCAAGUCGUCGGCUAUCCCCUCAUAGACCUUGGCCGCACAUCUCCACCAAUGGGCAUCCGAGACUACAUCUGCAGGCUACAGAAGACCCUGGAAGCACACCUUCUGGAGGCACACGGCAUUCAGCACAUACCCAGCGAGCACACUGGCGUCUUCCUCGGUCCCCACACCAAAGUCGCAAGCAUCGGCGUCCAAGUCCGACAUCGACUCACAACUCACGGCUUCGCGAUGAACAUCACCGAGGAGCCUCUGGCGUGGUUCGACCGGGUGGUGGCGUGCGGGCUCACGGACGUGAAAGCUGGCUGCAUCGCAAGAGCCUCCAGCACGGCGCCCAACCCAAGCUCGAUCUCUGUGGCCGCCGAGUUGCCAGGGCUCAUCACGAGGUUCGGUCGGGUCAUGGGAAGGGAUAUGGUUGAGUUGGAUGUGUCUGCGGAAGGGGAGGUCGAGGACGCAAUAAGGGCAAUUGAGCGGGACGCGGUUGAGAUGGACCCUUGGCCCCGUACGCCAAUGAGCUGAGUUUGCCGGUGCGGGUGUCGCGCGUCGAUGGAGAGGUCAGUUGUAUACAGCCCGCGCAUGUGGUCGUUCCGGGAAGUAUUUGGGUCGAACCCUGCCUCUGUGUGCUGUAGAAGUUGAAAAGGGUUUGUAGGUAUCCAGUAGUUGGAUGCAUCCAAACCACAGGAGACGGAUGCAUCCAGGCUUGGCAAG